Molecule: messenger RNA, 2349 nt
Organism: Ctenocephalides felis (cat flea)
Lineage: Eukaryota; Metazoa; Arthropoda; Insecta; Siphonaptera; Pulicidae
Product: armadillo repeat-containing protein 2
Exons: 18
Coding region: 1-2349 (782 amino acids)
Biological process (GO): cilium organization
Source: RefSeq, a predicted model, not a curated record
AUGGAAGAUACAAAUAUUCUUCCCGGAAUAAUUACGAAAACAAGAAGAACUAGUGCAGAGAUCAUCAAAGAGGCCAAGCAGCACAUCCAGGAUGUUCAAGGAGGUACUAAACUCGUGGACACUUGCAGGCCCUAUACGCCCAGGGCUCCAAAUAGGGCCUUGUUUGGAAAAGGGGCGCCGCCUGGAAGACCACCGAGUGCCGUCAGUUUACAUAAUUUACAAUUCGAAACAUUGUCGGCAAGAAAUUUGGAACCACUGUCUUUGAAAUCAAGAAGCAAUAGUUUACCUCGUGUCCAAUCAGCUUUGAGCCAAGAACGUGAUCAUUUACCAUCUUUGGCACCACAGCCUCCGAAAACGGCACCAGCUUUAGGACGAUGCCCUUUGACAAACGGCAUACAAGGCAAAGCCGUUUUCAAAAAAUCGGAAUUAUUUCAACGUGCUUCAAGUUCUCAUGAAGAAUUUCAGGUGCCUUCAACUUCCAUCGAAUCCUGGUCAAGUGCAGAUUUGACUAGAUUCCUGUUAUCGAAAAGAGGCGAUACCGAACCAGAUGAGUUGUUAGUGAGGGCUCUGGUAGAAAUCAGGGCCGAACAUCGAAAACAGGAGACUUUUGAGAGAUCUAAGAGGAGUGAACUUUUGGCGGCUUUGUAUGGGUUGGUGGAUUCGCAAGAUGCCAGAGUUUUGUUGGAAGUUGCUGCUAUUGUCUUAUCGAUGGGAGCAACUGGCAGCAAUUUAGCAGGCGCAUGCAAGUUAAUCUACAAAGUUGCCAAAUCAGAAGAAAAUGAUCAGAUUAUAUCCGAAUCUGAUAUACCAGAACUACUGAUUGAUGGUUUAGCCAGGGCCAAUCCUUGUGAAGAUACUGACGCAUCAAUCUUUAUUGUAUUUCUACCAUUUAAAUUCAUUUUCAAUAUAUUUUAUCAAUUGGUCACAGAAGAUCUUCGCCAAGGCAAAAUAACCGCAGAGCUGAUGGAAAGAAGGGAAGUAUCAACUCGUCCAAACUACGAGGUUGACCAGAACAAGGACAUAUCGGAGUCGAUCGCCAAAAGGGUUCUGGAAAAGGGCGCCGGGGAGCUAAUGGUGUUGCACUUAAAACUGUUGAACGAAAUGGGUCCGAUGCGAAGUGGAAGGAUGCACACGGUUCUACAACUGUGCGCCGCAUUGAGAGCCCUUGCGGGGUCUCAGUACGUCGCCUCUAAUUCUCUAGCAGAUUCGUGCGGACCACUUUUGAGAACCGCUGAGCUUUGCAAUGGCCAAAAGGACGUUCUUGCUGUCUUGAGCAGAGCAUUGAGUAUUCUAUCAGAAUCGGCAACCAGUUGCGGAAUUCUGGGAUCUCGUGUAGACAUUUUAGGAAGACUUUUGGACGCAGAAAGGUUGCCAACGCCUGCCCUGUUGAGAUUUAUUUACACUUUAGGCAACGUGAUGGCACAAUGCGAUAGUGCCAGAGAUAUGUAUUAUGAAGAUGAGAAGUCCCUGACGCAAUUGUUAGACGUCAUCCAGCAGUAUUCGGAAAUUGAUUUUUUGAACAAUGAGAAUGAUGAAGCUGUCGAUGUCCUCGUCAAGAGUGUUCGUGUCCUAGCCAACCUGUCAGUAAGUCCGGUAGCUGGUGAAGGUCUAGGAAGAGGACGAGCCUUGGCAUCUUUACUAAGGCUACUUUUGGCAACAAUGAGAUGUUGUACUGUCAACAACGAACCCACAAGUUUGCUUAUGGCAACACUAGGAGCCCUCCACAAUAUCGCGUUCUACAAACAGGACGACGUUGACCAGAUCGAUGAUCCUAGAUGGGAUGACAUCACAAUGGUUCUCUGUACGAUGCUGACUUUGGGAAACGUCCAAUCUAUCGAGGCAGCCAGAGUGUUGAGCAAUUUGACCAGGACCAGGAGGUGCCGAGAGAUUUGCCUUUCUUGUGGAGGAUUGAAAGUGUUGGUGGACUGUUUGCAAACUGAUGAUUCUGCAGAGUCCCUUCGCACCCUGGCAGGAGCCUGCGUAAACCUUUUAGGAGAACCAGGAUUGAGGAUUCCCUUUCAUAAAGUAGGAGGUCCUGUGGUCCUAGUGAGACUUUUGGAGAAACAGACGCAAUAUCAUCAUAAGGAUUGGCAACUUUGCGCCCUUUUGUGCCAGGCUUUAUGGAACUAUCUAAUGGACUGCAGUGAUGUAGAAGCAGCCCUCGGCGAAGAGACUUCAGAACAAACUGUUUGGGUUCUUCUAGAACUUUUAGAUGAUGGUGGUCCUUCGGACCAUUACACAAACGACUACGAAGAAUUUUACCACGUUGGUGCACAAUUAGUUGGUUACAUCGAAGGAAAUCUGUAUGGACCUGAUGAGAUUACAGAAAUAGCUCCAUUAAGGAAUUGA